UGCAAAUUAUUCGCAAAAAUUCAAAUUCUUAUCAUAUUUUUACACUUGAACACGAGUAAAAACUUUUGGCAAUGUUGUUAGUAUUACCAGAAUUUUCGAUUCCACGUGUGGUGUCACUUCGAAGCUCAAGGCAGUGAAGGUUCGUCGCUCUGGUAUUGUUGGUUCGGAUUUAGCCGAAGCCCCGAGAGAUAUCGUACGGUUAACUAAGUUUGUAAGACUAAGGCCGUAAGAGGAUUAAAAAAGAAGCAAAAUUUUGAUUAUCAACAUACCGUAACAGAAUUACCAAAUUUUUUAUCGAUAAGCUGUGGGUUGAAACUGUCGAAUGGAAGUAUGAAGCCCGACAAGUCAGAUAGAGACGAAAUUUUGACUUUAUUUUGGAAGCUUUCAACUCCCGACGACAAAACAAGAAUUUCAGCAUCCGAAAAGAUUGUUCUGAUUUUGUUAGAAUGUCAAAACCGUCACGUUGUCCCUGAUGAUGACGUGGACAAUAUUUGGUGUGCUGAUGUUAAAUAUGCAAUAGGGAGAUUAAUUCAUGGACUUGCAUCUGAGAGAAAAGCUUCUCGGCUUGGAUUUUCUUGUGCACUCACUCAUCUUCUUAAAAAACUCGAAGUUAAUGAUGAUCCAACAAUUCAAAAAGUCCUAAAAUUAGUUGAAGAAAAUCUGAAAUCAUCUAAGGAUGGGAGUGGUGAAAAAGGAAUUCUUCUGGGAAAAGUUUUUGCUUACCUAGCCGUUAUCCAGUCAUGCAAACUGGAAAAAGCUCCCAAGUCUGUUAAAACUGUGUUUGAUGGACUGAUGAAAUACAGCAAUUUCAAAUCAUAUUUGAGGCAGAUCUGUUUUCAUGGAAUUAAAGAGUUAAUAGAGAAGGUUUCAAAUGACAUAUUUGAUUCAGUCAUAUGGGAUUCUCUCAGUCAGUUACUUGGGGAUGGAUGGGAAAAAUGCGAUGCAGAAAUAUUCGAAGUUUUGCAGUCUUGUUGCAACUACCAAUCAGAAACUUGUGGAAAAUCUUUUCUUAAAGCAAAUAAAUGGAUUAGUCAAAAGUCCAAGAAGGUUGAGCUUAUAGGUUCUCACAGUUACAAAUAUCUUGGAAAGAUGUUUUCUUCAACCACACAAUGUCAUCCUAGGAUUCAUCCAUUGUGUUAUGAAGUUAUAGAAAACGUUGUGAAGUCUGACACAGAAACAUUCAAAAAAUUUUGGAAAGAAUCUAUCGAUGAUGGUUUGCUUGAUUCAUCACCUGAAAGAAAAUACUUAGCUUUCAAAUUGUCGAUAUUCACUCUUCCAUUAGUUCGAGAAGACCAGGUUUCUACAGUAUGGUCCUCUCGAUUAGUUACGAGUUUGUUUUAUGUUUUGGUGAAUAAAACAAAUCCUUUACAUGCGGUAUGCAAAACAGAAAUUAUUGAUGAAUUAUCAGAAAAAAUUAAAGAUGAAAAAAUGACUAUGAAGAAGCAACUUACUGUGCUUUUCCAGUUAUUGACCAGUCCCGCAGGUUUAUUCUUGGAUGAAAACACCAAUACACGGUGUUUACAAUCUGUAUCAGGAUCUCUUCAUGUCGAUGCUGUAGAGAAGUAUAUUGAAUGGUUGAAAAAGGUUUUCAUGUCGGGGAAACUUGAUUAUGAAGGAAUUAAGGAAGUCACUUUGGAUACUGCAAGAAGAUGGAGUAUGACUCAGUUAUCACAUCUUAUACGUAACUCUCGUUUACCAAGAAAGGAUGGAUGGGUUUUCUCAGCUUUCAAGUUUUUGUUUCUUCAUUAUCAUUUUGACAUUUGCAGUAUUAAAGCGGGAAAACUUCCUGAUCUAUCUGGUAUGGAUGAAUCUUUUGUUCCAAUAACUGGAAAGACUAGAGAGCAUCUCAAACAUUGUCUUGAUCCUGCACUGAAUGCAAUAAACAGUAUGCCUUCCCUACAGAUUGGGGCUUCUUCAAAGCACAGAUUCAAUGGGACAGAUAGUAAUGGAGAAUUCUUUAUUUACAAACUGAUCAAAUUCACUAAUGAAUUGCUGUUGAAACACAAAGCAAGAUUGAUCACACCGAUGGACGAUACAUGCCAACAAAUGUGGAAAAACAUGAUUGAAAAAAUAGAACAAAUAUUAAAAAUUGAAGAAAAAGAUGAACCCAGGAAAACAGAGGGUACAGCUCUUCGACUGUUACUUGCUCAUAUUGGAAUCAAACUUCUCAAUACAACUGUUGAGGAAAGUGCUAGUGCUCGUGAAGUUUUGACUGAUUUGUUUCAAGUCGUUGAUGAACGUUUUGGAGAUGGAAAUGUUGAAGCAUAUGAUGACAAUUUGUCUGAAGUUACGUGGGUGGAGGUUAUCAUUGAGACUAUACUAAGUAUGUUAUCACAAAAUUCACACAGCAUAAGAUCUGUUGCUGAUCAAGUGUUCAAAUUAUUAAGCAUACAACUCACAAGGAAAGGUCUUCAUUUGAUACUUGAUGUGUUAGACCCAGACCGAAAAAAGAACAUUUUACUUGAUGAAGAUAAUGCUGAGGAUGACGACGAUGAGAGUAAUGAAGAUGAUGACAAUGAUGAAAUGGAAGAUGAAGAUGAGGAAUCAAGUGAUUCUGGAGAUUCUGCAUUCAACGAUGAAGAUGUUUCGGAUGAAAUAAAAGAAGAUGAAGUAGAUGAUGACAGCAAGUUCAGAAAAGAAGUCAAACAAGCACUCGGUGAUGCUGCGGUGUCAUCGGAGGAAGAACAGGAAGCAGAAAACAAUGAUGAAGAAGAAUCUGAUUCUGGUCCUGAAAUGGAUGAUGAAGCAAUGAUGAGAAUUGAUAAUGUAUUGGCUGAAGUAUUCAGACAGAAAAAGCUAUCCAAACGAAAAGUUGAGCAAGAUUCUCACAAGCAGUUACUGGUCUUUCAACUACGUUGUCUCGAUCUGAUUGAAAUCAUGGCAAAUAGGAGACAUUCACAGGAACAUGAUGUUGUCGAUUCUGACUGUCUUAUCUUAGAAGCUGUUCGACCUCUAUUGGUUGCGAUCCAACAUGCAUCAAGAAAUGCGACUGACAUGACGCUGGCUGAGAAAGCUUCAGUUCUUUUAAGAGUCAAGAUCUGCAAGAUGAAGAGAUAUCCAAAACAUCUUCAGCCAGAGACUAUCUCACGUUGUCAUGAUGAUAUUGAGGCCAUGAUGGGAAUAGCAAAGAAGGCACAAAGUGUUUUUAUGUGUCAACUUGCAUCAGAUUGCUGCUUGUUCCUUAUUCGUGUUCUAAGUGGAAAUUCACCCAAAGAAGGGGAAGAUCAAGGUACUGGGGUUGUUGAUGUUCAAAGAAUACAGAAGAUAUACAAGGAUGCAUUAGAAAAUUUCAUGACGCAUCGAGAAAGUCACCUUCAACCUUGUGUUAUGCAAGAUUUUAUUUCAAGAUUUCCAGCAUUAGCAGCAAAUCUUGCUUCUGACUUGCUCAAAUACACGAAAGAUGGAGUUCAAGUUUAUAGAAGGUCAAGAGCUUGCUUCAUGUUGUAUGAACUUUUGAAGAGUCCAGCUGGAAGAGAUAAAUGUAAAGUACUUUUGUAUCAACUCGUUUCUGUAACCAAUGAACUGAUUGAAAAGGCAGCAACUUUGUCUGGUCAUGACCUGAAGACAAAGUACUUUGUAGAAGUUAUGAGACUCUAUCAUCAAGCUAUACUCAUACUGCAUUCAACUGAUAAAUUGAAAUCAUUGAAUAAAUCUGUUCUUACCGAAUCUUUGGAGAAAUUUUUGGAAUUACCAGACGUUGAAAAAUCCCAGGAACUCACCAACUGGGGUUGGAAAGUUUUAAGUGAAUUUGGGAUUGUGAGAGAUUCUUCAAAGUCGAAAAAGAAAUCAACCAAGAAACGGAAGAAGACUCAAUCUGAAUCAGAAGAAACUAAGGAAACUAAAUCAAAGUCUGUUGAAGAAGAAUGUAUAGAUGAAGAGGUCGAGACUAAAAAAGAAAUGAAGGCACGAGUCUUGAAGGAGAAAAGACAACGACGGAAGAAAGGAACAAAAACAAAUGAAAAUCUGGCUGAUGAAAAUGAAUCAAAAAAUUCGAAAGGUGACAAGAUUCAAAAUAAAACAAAACACAAAAAGAAGAAAAAGAAGUCUAUCGAAGUAGCUGCUUAGUGAUUUCAUCAUUCGUUUCUUUCACUGCCUGCCUUGUCAGUCAAAUCAUGAAAAUAAAUGACAAGCUAUUA
This is a messenger RNA of Styela clava, 4136 nucleotides long. Lineage: Eukaryota; Metazoa; Chordata; Ascidiacea; Stolidobranchia; Styelidae. The record is from RefSeq and is a predicted model, not a curated record.